AUGUCUAAACCAUUACCUUUUAUCGGUAUUGAUCUUGGUACAACUUAUUCAUGUGUUGCCAUUUUCCAAAAUGGAAAAGUGGAUAUUAUUGCCAACGAUCAAGGCAAUCGGACUACACCGUCCUAUGUAGCUUUUAAUGAUAAUGAAAGGCUAAUUGGCGAAGCUGCAAAGAAUCAGGCGGGGAUAAAUCCUACUAAUACCGUCUUCGAUGCUAAGCGUAUUAUAGGAAUGAGUUAUGAUGACCCUAUUGUAAAAACAGAAAGGAAAACCUGGCCAUUUGAGGUUACUAAUAGCGAUGGUAAGCCGAAAAUAAAUGUAAAAUAUAAGAAUGAACUAAAAUCAUAUUAUCCUGAAGAAAUAUCUUCAAUGGUUUUAUUAAAGAUGAGAGAAACUGCUGAGGCAUAUUUGGGUACCACAGUGAAAGAUGCAGUCAUUACAGUUCCAGCUUAUUUUAACGAUUCUCAGCGACAAGCGACUAAAGAUGCAGGAACUAUUGCAGGAUUUAAUGUACAUCGAAUCAUUAAUGAACCUACGGCCGCAGCCCUUGCUUAUGGAAUUAACAAUAAAAAUGAAGAAAAUAAAGAAAAUGAAGAAAAAAAUAUAUUAAUUUACGAUUUUGGUGGUGGUACAUUUGAUGUAUCGAUCUUAACUAUAGAUGAUGGAGUAUUUGAAGUCAAGGCUACUGCGGGAGAUACUCACCUGGGAGGUGAAGAUAUUGAUGAUGUUAUGGUAGAUUACUUUGUGAAACAUAUCAAGGAGAAAUAUAGAAUAAAUAUAGCGGAUAGUAAACGGGCAAUGCGACGCCUAAAAACUGCAUGUGAACAAGCCAAGAGGACAUUAUCGUCAUCUACUCAAGCUGAAAUUACACUGGAAUCUCUAUACGAUGGCACUGAUGUUAAUUUGUCUAUAUCUCGUGCUAAAUUCAAUGUACUUUGUGAUAAAUUAUUUCAAAGUACAUUAACUUUCGUAGAAAGGGCUUUGAGAGACGCCAAGAUGGACAAAAGUUCUAUAAAUGAGGUUGUGUUAGUUGGAGGAUCUACCCGCAUACCAAAAGUACAAGAACUUUUGAGUAAUCAUUUUCAAAAAAAAUUAAACAAAUCUAUUAAUCCGGAUGAGGCUGUAGCAUAUGGAGCCGCUGUGCAAGCAGCCAUUUUAUCUGGAAAUUCAUGUCAAUCUCUAAAAGAUGUUCUUCUUAUCGAUGUGGCUCCAUUAUCAUUAGGCAUAGAGACAAAGGGUGGUAUAAUGACUGUGUUGAUUGAUAGAAACACAGGCAUACCAAUAAAGAAGACUAAUACCUUUACAACUAAUGAGGACAAUCAAAAAGAGGUAAAUAUUAAAGUUUAUGAAGGAGAACGUCACUAUACUAAAGAUAAUAAUUUAUUGGGUACAUUUAUUUUGAGCGGCAUACCCGAGGGUAAACAAGGUGAGCCUCAGAUCGAAGUAACCUUUGAUAUUGACGCUAAUGGAAUUUUGAAUGUAAAAGCAGUUGAAAAAAAUAGUGGUAUUGAACAGAGUAUUACUAUCAAAAAUGAUAGCCGUUCAUCUAAAGAACAAAUUGAGAAAAUGGUUCAGGAAGCUGAAAAGCAUAAGGAGGAGGAUAUGAAAAUGAAAGAAGCUAGUGAAGCAAAAAAUAAUCUAUAUCAAACCUGUUAUACAAUGAAGGAUUUAACAAAAUCUACAACGGCUAAUAGUAAGGGGUAUGAAAACCAGAUAGAUGAGGUAAUCUCAUGGAUUGAUGAAAAUCCUAAAAAAACAAAGGAAGAAUACUUAAAAAAAAAUCAAGAAUUGAACGAAUUACAGGAGAAAAUAUUAAAUGAUUUAUCUUGUAAUAAAUCAAAUAAGGACACUGAAGAUACACUAAAAGCAGAGCCCGAACAUGAACCAAAAAUUGAAGAAGUUGAUUAA
This is a messenger RNA of Penaeus chinensis, 1905 nucleotides long. Its product is annotated as heat shock 70 kDa protein-like. NCBI's taxonomy places the organism in Eukaryota, Metazoa, Arthropoda, Malacostraca, Decapoda, Penaeidae. The transcript has a single exon. Gene Ontology annotation, biological process: cellular response to unfolded protein; protein refolding. The record is from RefSeq and is a predicted model, not a curated record. The coding region runs from base 1 to 1905 and encodes 634 amino acids. Gene Ontology annotation, cellular component: cytoplasm. Gene Ontology annotation, molecular function: ATP-dependent protein folding chaperone; ATP binding; misfolded protein binding.